AUGGGCCAAGUAACUCAGCUUCUGCGGAUGAAUGGAGGCAAUGCAGAAACUAGUUAUUCUUCUAAUUCAUCAGCUCAGAAGAAAGCUAUGAAGAGCGUAUGCGUUGCAGAUUUAGGCUGCUCUUCUGGACCCAAUACACUCCUGGUUGUUUCUCAUCUGUUGGACACUAUUAACAAGAAGUGUCAUGAGCAUCACAUGACUACACCUGAGAUCCUCGUAUUUCUUAAUGAUCUACCUGGGAAUGACUUCAACACCCUUUUCAAGAACUUGGGAAGUUUUAAUGACGAUAUUAGAAAAACCAAAGGAAAUGAUCUAGGAUCAUGUUUUGUUUCUGGAAUGCCUGGUACAUUUUAUGGUAGACUUUUUCCUGGUGGCACUCUUCACUUUGUCCAUUCUUCCUACAGUCUCCACUGGUUAUCUAAGGUUCCACAAGGGAUUGAGAAGAGCAACAACGGGAAUUUAUAUAUUUCAAAAUCAAGUCCAGCAUCUGUUAUUGAAGCGUACUUGAAGCAGUUCAAGAAAGAUUUUAGGGUUUUUCUAAAGUGCCGUUCUGAGGAAUUAGUUGACGGAGGAAGAAUGGUGUUGACAUUCAUAGGCCGGAGAAGUUCGGAUCCUACCAGCAAAGAGUGUUGCUGUCUGUGGGAACUAUUAGCCACGGCACUUAAGGACAUGGUUAUAAAGGGAACUGUUCAAGAAGAGAAACUAGAUUCAUUUAACUUUCCAAAUUACUAUCCAUCCCCUGAAGAGGUACAGUCUGUAAUUCAGGAUGAUGGUUCAUUCAUGGUUAAUCAACUACAGACAUUCAACGUGAAUUGGGAUGGUAGUGAUUCUAGCGAAAAUGGAAGUUCGGGGACAGACAAGUUCAGAAGUAGCUAUGUCAUAGCUAUGUGCAUCAGAGCCGUGUCAGAAUCCUUACUGGUAGGUCAUUUCGGGGAAGAGAUAAUUGAAGAAUUGUUCCAAAGGUACAGGGAGAUAGUUGCAAACUACGCAACCAAAGAGAAAACUGAGCAUACUAACCUAGUUAUCUCCCUGACAAAGGGUGGAUAA
Messenger RNA from Papaver somniferum (opium poppy), 1047 nucleotides. Its product is annotated as salicylate carboxymethyltransferase-like. Bases 1 to 1047 code for a protein of 348 amino acids. Gene Ontology annotation, biological process: methylation. The record is from RefSeq and is a predicted model, not a curated record. Gene Ontology annotation, molecular function: S-adenosylmethionine-dependent methyltransferase activity. The transcript has 5 exons. Lineage: Eukaryota; Viridiplantae; Streptophyta; Magnoliopsida; Ranunculales; Papaveraceae.